AUGAAGCCACACAACCUAUUGCAGGCCCUGCUACUUACAGCUUCAGUUGUUGUAAAUGCCGGAAAAAACCCCAGACCUUCAGUCGCUUCUUCCAGCACUGGUAGAAAGAGCAAUGGCGACACUCGCAAGUUCAUCAUCGAAGUUGAGCCGAUGGAGGGAGUCAUUAAUGUCUGGCCAGUACACAAAGUAUCUAUGCCCAAAGUUGAACAGUCGAAACACGGUCCAUCCUCAUCGAUAAGAAACUAUUCUAUCCACCAUUGGACGGGCGUCGAUAAACUCCAUGCCGCUGGGAUACGUGGAAAAGGGGCCACUGUCGCCAUAGUAGACACAGGUAUUGACUAUACGCACAAAGCGCUUGGAGGAUGCUUCGGUCCGGGAUGUAAAGUCAAAGGAGGUUAUGACCUUGUGGGAGCCGACUGUGGGAUGUUCAACGUCGUUUGCGUGACUCAACAACUGACUGUUUAUCUAGGGGAGACACACAACGAGAAGAAACACCCAAAGCGACCAGACAAUGAUCCCAUGGAUUACCAAGGGCAUGGAACACACGUAGCUGGUAUUAUUGCUGCUGAAAAUGAAUGGCUUACCGGAGUUGCACCUGAUGCGGAACUUCUUAUCUACAAGGUAUUUUCCGAUAACCCAUGGGAAACUGACGAGGUGACUAUAAUGCAAGCAUUAUGUGAUGCUUACAAUGCGGGAGCCGAUGUUAUUACUUCAAGCAUUGGACAGCCAAGCGGAUGGUCCGACAAUCCCUGGGCUGUGCUAGCUAGCCGACUGGUCGACAAAGGUGUCGUGAUGAUCGCAUCAGCUGGCAAUGAAGGAGAGUUCGGACCCUUCUACUCCAGUAGCGGCGCUAUCGGACAUGGUGUACUCGCCGUGGCUGCUGCCAAUGUCACCACAAAACCCAAUGCAAACAGAACCGGCGAGGACUAUGGACCAAUGCCCGUUUACUUCACCACUUGGGGACCAACGAAUGAGUUGCUCCUUAAACCAGACAUCGCCGCUCCAGGUUUCGAAAUCACGAGCACUGUGUUAAACCAGAGUUACGAAGAACUGAGCGGGACAUCCAUGUCAGCGCCAUACAUAGCAGGAAUCGCAGCCCUUUUCAUCGGGAAAUAUGGUGGCCGUGCUUUCAAUGGUGCCGGAGUAGCUAAGAUGCUUCGAGAUCGCAUUGCUUCGAGUGGGAAAAGCCUGCCAUUUGUGAGUAGCCGCCUCAACCGGAAGUUCAAAUCUCCACCAUUCCAGGUUGGAACUGGACUGGUGGAUGCAAUCAAGGUGCUUAAUUACGAUACCCAGCUCGAGUAUGAGCCUUUUGCGCUGAGAGACACCGAAUUGUUCACGCCACGAUGGAAAUUCAACAUCACCAACACUGGUGGAAGGGUACACCAAUACAAAUUCAAACUUGAGCCCCAGGCAGGCUUCAAUAUCUACGACGCCAACUAUGGGGUUUCUCUGUUGUAUGGAAUUGAACCAAAGAACAUCGUCCCUCCUGUGAGACUCCCUCAUACGGUUUUCAUAGAGCCAGGAGAGACAAGAGAGCUGAGUGUCACCUUUGGUCUUCCAGACGUCGACGACGAUUACUUGCCAUUGUAUGGCGGCAAGGUAUGGGUAGUUUCUGAUCACGGAGAGAAACUGUCCAUACCGUAUGGAGGAGCGGCGUAUGAUACUGAAAAGGCAUUCGACAACAUGUUCAUUGCCGAACCGUUCAUCACAGAUCCGGAUAAGGACUUGACCUGGUCUUUCAACAUCGACAGAGAUCCGAAUGAUUUUAUUGAGAUUGGUGGUAGGCUGUCAUACGCUUGCCAGAACCUCAGAUGGGAUAUCUUUGAGCAGGGCUGGACAGAAUCACUCUGGACCUACCCUCUUCGUGUUGGCGAAUUUGGCUACGUCGGUUCAGCAACUACGAUGCGCGAUGCCGAAGAAUUUUGGUUCUUCGAUCCAACCAUCAAUGACGCGAACGACACUAUACCGUUCCCCCUCAAACGUGAAUCGCGCGGGUUUCAUGUAUUUUGGUGGUUUGGUAAGCUCGCCAACGGUACGAGAAUAGUGCCCGGAAAUUACACACCAGCGGACAGCAGCAUACAGGUGUUGCCUUAUAACGAUAACGACAACGACACACACAGUUCGAAUCUGACAUCCAAGGCACCCCGGUACCAGAUGCCGAGUCUGAGAAAGGCCUCGUUGAAAGGACAGUAG
Molecule: messenger RNA, 2193 nt
Organism: Fusarium graminearum PH-1
Lineage: Eukaryota; Fungi; Ascomycota; Sordariomycetes; Hypocreales; Nectriaceae
Exons: 11
Coding region: 1-2193 (730 amino acids)
Biological process (GO): proteolysis
Cellular component (GO): cytosol
Molecular function (GO): tripeptidyl-peptidase activity; serine-type endopeptidase activity
Source: RefSeq, a predicted model, not a curated record